AUGAAGAAUUUUGUUUAUUUAAUAAUUAAUUUGUUGUUGGGUUGCAACGUCGUACUUGCCCUUCCAUUUUGGAAAAGAGUCGUGACAUUGAAUGUAAAUCAGUCGGAUGAAGAAAUAGUUCAAAAUAUUAUUAUGCAACUCAAUGAAACGUUGAAAAAUAAAGAUAGGUGUUCGGGGUGCAUUGAUAGAUUACAAAUCGGUAAAAAUUUGGCAAUUCAGAAACCUGAUUUGGUUCCAAAUGCUUUUACAGAGUGGUGCAUAGUAUCUGGUCAAGGAAGUAAUUAUUCAUGUACAUUAACAUAUGGUAAAUCUACUGUUACAGGUAGUAGUACAGGAAGUAAUAUCGCAGAUAUGUUGUCCUUGAUUAAUCCUAGCGGAUACGAUGGUCAAUUGUACUGUCAUUAUAUGGAAAAUGGUAAAUGUCCAAAACCACAGACACCUGUUAUUGAUAUAUCCAAUAUGUGGCCUCCUAAGGCUAAAGAACAUAUGGUGGCUCCACUACCAUCAUUUAAUGAUACGUUUAACGUUUUGCAUUUCUCUGAUUUCCAUAUUGAAUUAAACUAUACAGUAGGUGCAGAGGCUAAUUGUACCACGACAACAAUGUGUUGCAGUAUUCACUCAUCCAAUAAAGCUAAGCACAACGGGGCUUCGACAAAAGACGGGCAUUGGAAUUCUUUUUAUGAUUCCACUUAUAAUGAUGAUUUGACAUUCUUAAAGGGGCCUUAUAUUGAUGUCUUCAAAAAUACGAAUAUCUGGGUCCCAGCAACAUCGUUUGGCAAUUAUCAAUGUGACUCUCCCGAGCUUCUCAUAAAUUCGUCUUUAAAUUCAGCUAUCAAAUAUGCUAAACAAAAUGAGCUGGAUGUUCAAUUUACAAUAUUCACAGGUGAUAUCAUUGCACAUGAUGAAUCCAAGUAUAUAUCAUUAGAAACGGCCAAGGAAUCAGAAGAAUAUAUCUUCAGAGAUAUGAAGACUAAUUUAGGAAAUAUCCCGGUGUAUCCCGUGCUCGGUAACCAUGACACUUAUCCGUAUGGUGAAAUUGCCCCUGAGCAGUAUGGUUUUGCAAACAAAUUUACAUGGAAUGAAAACUUAACGGCAGAUUUAUGGCAGGGCUACGGUUGGUUGAAUUCCUCUGAAGCUCAAUACGCCAGAAAACAUUACACUGGGUAUUCUUUGGAGACACCACUAGGUUUGAAAGUUAUAUCUUUGAACUCUAAUGUUUGGUUAAGACAAAAUCAUUACGCUUUUAUCAAUUCAACUGAUCCAGAUAAUUUUGGCCAAUUCAAAUUUUUAAUUGACGAGUUGAUCCAAAGUGAGUCAAUUAAUCAAAGGGUAUGGAUUAUUGCUCAUAUUCCACCUGCAGUUGGUGGAUUACCCUUACCUUCUAAUGUAUUUGCCCAGAUUGUCGAACGAUUUUCACCUUCUACAAUAGCUGGUAUUUUCUUUGGACACACACAUGAGGAUCAAUUCCAGGUCAUGUAUGCUGGUCCCGGAAAUAACUCUAAGACAAUUGACAAUGUAAUCAAUAGUGCAUGGAUUGCUCAGUCUGUAACACCUUUUGUUGGUCUUAAUCCGUCGUGGAAAUAUUAUGAAGUAGAUAGAAAGACAUUUUCCAUUAUGAAUGCUCAUAAUUUCUAUACUAAUUUGGAUAGUACUUAUUCUAACAACGGUGAAGAACCAAAAUGGUUAUAUGAAUACAGUGCAAGAACAGCUUAUAAUAUUACGUGGCCUCUAGAAUGGCCAUUAAAUGCAACAUAUUGGCACCUUGUUGCACAAUCUAUCAAUAGCUCUGUUGUGGCAAAGCAAACUUAUAAGAAUUACAGUCGUAGGCUAUCUCCAUCGACUCCUGACUGUUCUAAAUCUAACAGAUGUAACUCGGAUUUCUGUUUUGUUUCGACAUUUACAGUAGAUGAAUAUGAUGACUGUAUUGCUGCUCUCGGAAAGAACUCCUGA
This is a messenger RNA of Maudiozyma saulgeensis, 1950 nucleotides long. The record is from the annotation of a GenBank genome assembly. Lineage: Eukaryota; Fungi; Ascomycota; Saccharomycetes; Saccharomycetales; Saccharomycetaceae.